Molecule: messenger RNA, 1337 nt
Organism: Oncorhynchus tshawytscha (Chinook salmon)
Lineage: Eukaryota; Metazoa; Chordata; Actinopteri; Salmoniformes; Salmonidae
Exons: 4
Coding region: 27-782 (251 amino acids)
Source: RefSeq, a predicted model, not a curated record
UACAAUUUCAGGACUGUGAUAUCACAAUGACCUCUAACCGUUACUUGGAUCCUUCGACAUCAGUUUAUUUGAAUAAAAAGACAGUCUUUUCUGCUAGCCUGAACUUAGCCACCAUAAGAAGCGAAGGUUUUAUUCGUCCUCAUUAUUCACAUCAGGUUGACCCAUGGAACUUGAAGCCGCCUGAUUUCUCUCCUAAACUCUACACAUCUCUGAGUGUCCCUCGAAGGAAGAAGACAAAAAAUACACAUCAUCCUUUACUGACACUUGCCUCCAGUGAGACAGUCUUAAGUGUGGACAGAUUUACCCCAAACAUUCUAAUUCCUGAGAUUGACCAGAAUAAAAAAGCACUGCCAAAGUUCAGCACAUCAUACAGACCUCCUGGCUCUUUAGAAUCCAAGCAGAUGUUCGUUAAAACAGGGAAAUACCCUCCUGUGGCCUACAAGAACCCUAAACCACAUAACUUUAGACAGCUUGCUGAUGACAUGCCAAAUAUGGUUACUGCAGCUGAAAGGGAUCCUGGUCAGUUGAACUUCAAAUCUCAGCACCUGAGUAUAAUUAGGGGGACCAGAUCGGACACAGACAUUUAUUCAAGGGAACCUUUUGGGAAGAUGGACACCUAUAAGCCAACAGAGCCUAGAUGGGAGGCCAGGCUCACACUCCCUAAAUUGCCUUGGCCCCCAAAAUCUGCCUCCUACACUAGACACAGGCACAGACGCGGAGUGUACAGUGCUUUCAUGGACAGAGUAGAGGAGAAGAUCUCCAGCUCUUGGAAAACUGGCUGACACUUUGACCUCUAAAGUCUUCUAUGGAGUCCACAGCUGUGCAGUGAUCUGUGCAUAGGCUCCACUAAAAUGUCCAGUGUGUUAAGCCAGAUAAUAUGUUCUAAUCUGGGUGUGUGAAAGGCAUGGCUGAAAUAUUUGCAUUCACAGAAAGGAAUCUUGCAGGCUAUAGCAUAAUAAAAAUACUUUGAGGUAUCAUGAAAAUACAAUAAUUGUAGGCUAGACUAGAGACUUCAUUGCAAACCAAUUGCCCAUGCCAUGACACUUUUUGAAAGAUGUCCUUUUUUUUCAAUUUAUCUAGGCCUAAUAGGCUAUUGUGUGUGUAUAAAUCUAUGCUCUCAAGACAAUAGGAGACAAAGAUAAUCCCAGUAACUGGAAAAUGUAAACAAAGUGUGUCAUUACAAUGCCAUUGAAACUAAUUUCUAAAAUGUCGGCCGAAAUGCAAUUAAAGUUCACAAUUGGAGAGCAGCCAAACCUUGCUUAAUCCUGAACAAAAACCUUGAGUAAUUAGUCAGAUGCUCGAUUAAAUUCUGGGUCCAUACAUGAGGGAGGGAGAAG